AGAAUUAAAACCUAUUCACCCCGGAGAAAUAUUGAAAAGCGAGUUCCUCGAACCUUUGAGUAUGAAAGAAGAGGAAUUAGCUGAGAAUAUUCAAGUCAAAAAGUUGGUUAUUCAGGAUUUGUUGACUAAAAAAGGCAACAUGACAGUUGAUUUAGCCUAUCGCCUUUACUUUUAUUUUGGCGUAAGUGCCGAAUAUUGGCUAAAUUUCCAAAAAAAUUAUGACUUGGAGACUUAUCAAGAAUUAGCGGAAAAAGAGAUUAAAAAGCAAAUUCAACCUUAUCCUCGUCCAGAACAGACUCGCAAUCAUUAG
Racocetra persica is the source of this 310-nucleotide messenger RNA. Lineage: Eukaryota; Fungi; Glomeromycota; Glomeromycetes; Diversisporales; Gigasporaceae. The record is from the annotation of a GenBank genome assembly.